GACGCCAGGGCGGAACCACGGUGGCGUCCCGGAACUACAGCCCCCAUGAGGCUCUGCGCGCGCAUGCUCUGUGGGGCCGCGGGGGGCGGGGCGGGCGUGGGCGUUCUAGAAGGCAGCGGCGAGGCCGCGGGCGCCAUGUUGGGGCCGAGGGGACCGCGGAGAGGCGCUUGAAGCGGCGGGAGCGGGUCGGACCUGGGCUGGUAGGAGCCCCGCCCCUCCCGCCUCAGCGGAUCAUGACCCGGGCGGCGGCCACGGAGGUCACGGUGGCGGGGGACGUAGCGUGGCGGGGCCAGCGCUAGAGAUGAUGCCGUUUCCGGUGACCACCCCGGGAUCCCAGCAGACCCCGCCGCCGCCGCCCAAGCGCUAUGGCAUCUCCUCCCCCAUCAGCCUAGCGCCCCCCCGGGAGACUGACUGCGUUCUUACCCAGAAGUUAAUUGAAACCCUGAAGCCCUUCGGGGUGUUUGAAGAGGAAGAGGAACUGCAGCGCAGGAUUUUAAUUUUGGAGAAAUUAAAUUAUCUGGUCAAGGAGUGGAUACGAGAACUCAGUGAAAGCAAGAGUCUUCCACAAGCUGUCAUUGAAAAUGUUGGAGGGAAAAUCUUCACAUUCGGUUCUUACAGAUUAGGGGUGCAUACGAAAGGCGCCGAUAUCGAUGCGUUAUGUGUUGCCCCAAGACAUGUUGAUCGAAGCGACUUUUUUACCUCCUUCUAUGAUAAAUUGAAACUCCAUGAAGAAGUAAAAGAUUUAAGGGCUGUUGAGGAGGCCUUUGUACCAGUUAUCAAACUGUGUUUUGAUGGGAUAGAGAUUGAUAUUUUGUUUGCAAGGUUAGCACUGCAGACUAUUCCUGAAGAUUUGGACCUGAGAGAUGACAGUCUUCUUAAAAAUUUAGAUAUUAGAUGCAUAAGAAGUCUUAACGGUUGCCGGGUAACUGAUGAGAUUUUACAUCUAGUGCCAAACAUUGACAACUUCAGAUUAACUCUGAGGGCCGUCAAGUUGUGGGCCAAAUGCCACAACAUCUAUUCCAAUAUAUUGGGUUUCCUGGGAGGUGUCUCCUGGGCGAUGCUAGUAGCGAGAACUUGCCAGCUCUAUCCAAAUGCAAUGGCAUCAACUCUUGUGCGUAAGUUCUUCUUGGUGUUUUCCGAAUGGGAAUGGCCAAAUCCAGUGCUGCUGAAAGAGCCGGAAGAACGGAAUCUUAAUUUGCCCGUGUGGGACCCGAGAGUAAAUCCCAGUGAUAGGUAUCAUCUCAUGCCUAUAAUUACCCCCGCGUACCCACAGCAGAACUCCACAUACAAUGUGUCUGUUUCAACGAGGAUGGUCAUGAUUGAGGAGUUUAAACAAGGGCUCGCUAUCACACACGAGAUUUUGCUGAGUAAGGCGGAGUGGUCCAAACUUUUUGAAGCACCAAGCUUCUUUCAAAAGUACAAGCAUUAUAUUGCACUUCUAGCAAGUGCACCAACAGAAAAACAGCAUCUAGAAUGGGUGGGCUUGGUGGAAUCAAAAAUCCGAAUCCUGGUCGGAAGCCUGGAGAAGAAUGAAUUUAUUACACUGGCGCACGUGAAUCCUCAGUCCUUUCCAGCCCCCAAGGAAAGUCCUGACAAGGAAGAAUUUCGUACCAUGUGGGUGAUUGGGUUAGUGUUAAAAAAACCCGAGAACUCUGACAUUCUCAGUAUCGAUCUCACCUAUGACAUCCAGUCCUUCACCGAUACAGUUUAUAGACAGGCAGUUAACAGUAAGAUGUUUGAGAUGGACAUGAAAAUUGCGGCGAUGCACUUAAGAAGAAAGGAACUUCAUCAGCUACUACCGAAUCAUGUGCUUCCGCAAAAGAAGACACCCUCGCCAGAAGGUGUCAGAUUGACAGCUUUGGGUGACGGCAGCCUCAGCUUGACUGCCGACAGUGAAAACAGCGUGACUGUGUCUUCAUUUCCCGGCGCUGUGAAGACUGGCCCAGUGACUGGCAGCUCUCCAGGCAGAAGCAGUCCUGCCCUCCCUGUGAUGGCGGCACCUGUGACCAGCGCUCAGGUUACUGAUGUUUCCUUGCAGCAGGCAAAUCCCAGUGAAAGCCCAGGGAGUGCGUCCAACGAAAGCAUCCCUCACACUGGCUCACUACCAGCCAUUCUACCACCGAAGCCUGUGGUCACCAGAGUCAUUUCCUCAACCCUUCUGGUGAAUCACCCCCCCAGGCCUUCCGGGAGCGCAGCAGCAAACAUAGCCAAUCCUAUAGUAGGGGUCUAGAGGAGCGGGUCGUGUCAUCCAGGAGAGAGGUCGGAGGGAAACAUUCUCACGAGGACAUACGUGGGACUCAGGAACCACUCAGACAGUGGCUUCUCUGUGGGCCUCUCCGGAAACACGAGUGCAGACCUCCAGUGUCCCUGUUCUUCCUGCAGAGGCUGUUCCUGUUACCAAGAAUCCAAUAAAACAGACUAAACUGAUGAGACAACCUCAGGGUCCAUAAGUGACACCUGCCAACUCAGCCUGUUGUCUUCAGAUGCUAAAGGAAGAGAACGAAGGGGGCCAAACUGGAUAUGAUUCAAACUAGGUUGAUGAGGCUUGUUGGGUAGCUGCCUUUGUUGGGCUAAUCCCGAUCAGAAGUCCAGGUUAGUGUGUAGAGCUUCUGGAAGUCCUGUUACGAACGUGUCACAUUACUUAUGUGUCAGCCGGUUACACUAACCAUCUCAAAGGACUUCUGCCCUUCAAAGAGGAGGAAAGGGAGAAAAAGCCCCUCUAGCUCUCUUGGUGCCCUGCAGACUGGAUUUAUGUUGGAUGCAUUGUUGGGAAAAAUUUGCAAUACAGACUGGUACCGAGAUUCCUUACACUGAUGAUGCACUUUAGGCAUAUUUUUAUUAGGCAGUAGAGCUAAUUUCGGAUUUUUCAGCUUGAUGAGUUGUAGUUUUUUCCGCAAGGGUUUUAUUCCUUGUUCAUCUUCAGACUGGUUACCGUUGUGCGGUAGUGUACCAUACUUCAGGAAAAGCAUAAAGUAUGUCUCGCUCAGUCCCUGUGAGGUACCCCUUUAAAAUGAAAUGUCAACUCUUAGGGUAUAUCAUUGGCAUUGAGGCAGUAAUUAGUGUUCAGUUUUGAUGGGAACUGAUCAAGAAAUGAUACACUGGUUUUAUCUCCAGGAUUGUUGCCGAGUGCAAACAGUCAGCGAUCAAACAGCAGACAGUGUCUUGAGUCAACAUAGCUCCAUCUUCUCUCGUCCUUAAUCACUUGUCCUAAAGCAAAAAAAGCUUUUUGUCUCCCUCCCCCUCCUGCCCCCGUGUCCCCGCUGCCUUCUCUUUGCUUGUGCCCAGGGUAUGCUUGGCUUGGGUAUCGUUUCAUAAAGCACUCAGAAUGCUGGUGUUUUCUUAACCAUGAUGCGACACCAACAGUCCUGUGGCCACGUGGCACAGAGCCUACAUUUUGGUUCCAUGGCUAAUAUUUUAGUGAAGUUUUACUAGAAGUGAUUCCUGUGAAGCAUGUUAUCCAUCUUGGAUGGCUUUUCAAUCUCCGCAUAAAAGAUUUGCAUAUGCCACAGAGUAUCUGCUUAUAGUAAAGCUACUUUCUAGUUUAAAUGUGUAAGCAAAAAUGCAUUUUCUCUAGAAUUUUAAACCAGGUUUUAUUUUUCAGUGACUUACUGAAGUU
Molecule: messenger RNA, 3616 nt
Organism: Phacochoerus africanus (Common warthog)
Lineage: Eukaryota; Metazoa; Chordata; Mammalia; Artiodactyla; Suidae
Gene: PAPOLB
Product: poly(A) polymerase beta
Exons: 1
Coding region: 302-2230 (642 amino acids)
Cellular component (GO): nucleus
Molecular function (GO): poly(A) RNA polymerase activity; RNA binding
Source: RefSeq, a predicted model, not a curated record